ACACGUCUCUUAGCAACAAGAUUAGUCGUUUUCUCUCCAUCAGGCCUGUAGAUGUUUUUGCAGUCAUUUUCCGAUUUGGCGAGCAAAUAUCCGACCGCAUCUUGAUGUAGCCAAGCAUAUUCUUAAAUAAGAAAGUUGGGUUUCAGGGAAGUUUAGUGGUGGGCGCUUCAGGGCAUAUGUCCCCGAGUAAACAUGUCAAGAUAGAAUGCGCACGAGUAAACAUGCCGCAAACCAGCACUAACUGACCUACAGACAUACAUUCCUCAUGAAUACUGGACACAACACUCACGUCAUACAAGCACUGGAGUUUGCAAGGGCGCACAAAACAAAAGCUUUUGUCAGUGUAUACUGCAAGAGAUCUACUGUUUUAAGUAGGUGAUUAAUCCCUGGAUCCUGCACCAGUUUUUACUUUAUCCCGGAUUAUAUAGGUGGAAACCUUCACAUACAUCAAAGAUGCCAACUUCUGUGGAUUGGGGGAAGCUCAUGAGAGUGGACCCAGAUGUUCUUCCCAGUCAAGAAAGGUUAGCUGAUAAAAUGCUGACAUCCAUCUCAGAGAUCAAUGGUUUGGGUUUAAAAGAUGAAGCUACUGAAAACCUUGUACAGUUGUUUCGUAUCACACAGUCUUUGAUGAAGAUGAAAGCUCAAGAAGUAGAACUUGCUUUAGAAGAAGCAGAGAAAGCUGGUGAAGACCAAGCAAAGAUUGAAAACCAAUUGAAAAAUAGAGUCAAGCAGCUGGAAAAUGAGCUAGAGAUGGUACAAUUAUCUACUGGAAGCAGAGAUUCACGAUUUUUGCGGGAAGAAAUUCGGCAACUAGAGGAGCAACUGGCACAUAGAGAGAGAGAAUUAAAAGAUCUGGGAAAGGAACUGGAGAAAGAGAAGCAAGUCAAUGAACAACUUGCUCUACGAAAUGAAGAAGCUGAUAAUGAAAACAGCAAGCUCAGAAGAGAGAAUGAACAACUACGACAAGAUGUUAUAGACUAUCAGAGACAGAUUGACUCUCAGAGGGAAACCUUGCUGUCACGGGGGGAAGGGCAAGAUUACAAAUCUCUGCUUUCUCAAAAGAAUAUGCAGCUUGUGCAAUAUAUAGACGAAAUGCAGAGCUUGAGUGAAGCGAAUGAGAAACUAGAAGCUCAGAACCAAGAAAUGACCAAGAAUCUUGAGGAAUCUGUGCAGGAAAUGGAGAAAAUGACUGAUGAAUACACAAAAAUGAAGCUUAUGGUGCAACACACAGACAGUAUUAUGGAUCAACUAAGAAAAGAAAAAGAGCAAUACAGAUUUCAGGUUCUGGAGCUGACGGAACAGCUGAAAGCAAAGAAUGAUGAAGAUGACCCAGUUAUGAUAGCUGUAAAUGCAAAAGUGGAAGAAUGGAAGGCAAUAUUGGCAUCCAAAGAUGAGGAAAUUGUGGAAUAUCAGCAAAUGGUCCAGAAUCUGAGAGAAAAGUUAAAAAUUGCUCAGUUGGAUGCAGACAAGGACAGCAUCAUAGCUCUACAGCAGGGCUUACAGGAAAGGGAUAAUCAUAUCAAAAUGCUGAGUGAGCAGUUGGAGCAGCACACCAAAGAGAUGGAAUUACAUUCAUUUCAUAUAGAGGAUUUAAAACAGCAGUUGCAUAAAGAUAAAGGGUUAUCUAGCCAGAUACAACAAAGCUGUACUGAUGAACUUCAGGCAACACUACAGCUUGUAGAACAGAGACUAAAAGAAGCAGAACGUGUUGCGGAGUUGGCAGAGAACGAUGCCCGAGAAAAAGACAAAGAUCUCAUUGAUGCUCUUAGAAGAAUGAAAGACUAUGAAAUGGGUGUGUAUGGCCUAGAAGAAGCAGUCAAUGAAAUCAAGGAGUUGAAAACCCAUAUAAAAAUAAGAGAUAGAGAAAUUGAAUCAUUAACUAUGGAUAUCAACAAACUUGGAAUUAAAGUUAAUGAUAUUCUUGAUGAAAAUGAAGAUCUCAGGGAACGUUUAGGUCUUGAUUCCAAAACUAUAAUUGAUUUAACUCAGUUUAAAAAUAUCAAAGCUCUAAAGCAGCAACAGUACAGAGCAGAAAAUCAGAUUCUUUUGAAGGAGAUUGAAAGACUAGAAGAAGAGCGUGUUGAACUCAAACAGCAUAUUCGUAAACUGGCUCACGAAAAAGGAAAAAGAGCUGCAUCUUUGGCUGACUUGUACUUGAAUAAUCAGUCUCCUGCAGAACCAUCUUCCAAAAGGUCAACUAUCUUAAUGCAACUAGAAAACUCAGAUGAAGUUAGAGGAAAGAAUGAAUAUCUUUCAACACAGCUAGGUGAAAAAGAACGGGAGCUUGAGAGAACGAAAACUGUUGUGGCCGACUUCAAAUCUAAAUUAAAAGAGCUUACGGAAGAAAAUAAACAAAUGCAGCAGGGCAUGGGAGAAAUAUUACAAGCCAUCAAAGACACACAGCAAGAUCCUAUGCUUAAAGGAGGAGACGCAACAAUUGUAAUACCUAGCCUGGAAAGAUUAGUUCAUGCAAUAGAAACAAAGAAUACUGGAGGCAUAUUUGACAUUAGUGUUCAUCUGAAAGCUCAAGUUGAUCAGCUUACAGGACGAAAUGAAGAAAUAAGGCAAGAGCUUAAAGAAUCAAGGAAAGAAGCUGCAAAUAUUUCAAACCAGUUGAUUAAAGCCAAUGAAAAGAUUUCACAUCUUGAAAAUCAGCUUGCUCUUCAACAUAAUUCGGAAGGAGCUAAUAUUGUAUUCAGGGCAAUAAACCUACCAGAAGGAAUGUCUGUUUCCAGCACUAAUCUCAUCAAUACACUUAACGAGUACGUUUUGCAUCUUUUGAAGGAAACUGAAACUAAAGAACAGUCUAUUAACAGAUUAGAAGAAACGUUAGAAGAGUAUAAAAGAAAGUUUGCUGUGAUUCGCCAUCAGCAAGGCAUACUAUAUAAAGAGUAUCAGAGUGGAAGAGAAUCAUUUCAACAUGAACUGGAAAGACUUAAAGAAGAUAAAGAAAAAUUAGAAGGUCAGAAAGAACAGGAUGUUGUACAAAUCAAAGAAUAUAUGAAUUUGCUAGAAACUCUUAAGAUGGACCCUGAUGAAAUGAAAAAAUUAAUUGCAGAGAACUCCCGAAAAAUGACUGUCCUCAGAGUGAAUGAAAAAUCUCUAACCAGGAGAUACACAAACUUUAUUGAAAUGGAACAGCAUUUAAGGAAAGAAAACAUUAAAUUGAAGAAUGAAAUCUCUGAGAUGGAGUCUGCAGUAGCAGAAAGAAUAGGGUACCUUCAGCGAUAUAAGGAAAUUGCUUCCUAUAAAAUAGCGGCAUUGCAAAAAGCUUUGGAUGACAGUGUACCCAGCUCAGAGCUGGAAACAGCCAAUAAACAUUUUAAUGAACUGACUGCCAAAUAUAGGGAUAUGUUGCAGAAGGAUAAUUUGCUUGUUCAGAGGACUUCUGAUUUGGAGCACAUUGAGCAAGAAAAUACAUCUCUGAAGGAGCAGAUUGCUUCCUAUAAUAAAGAACUUGAAAUAACAAAAGAAAAGCUUAACACCUUGGAACAAGCAUGGGAACAUCUCAAUGCAAUUGGGGGGAAUCCAGCAGUGGAUAAAGCCACUAAAGCAAUUACAAACAAUGAAAUAGUCUCUAUCUCUAAGAAAAUUACCAUGUUGGAAAUGAAAGAGUUAAAUGAAAGACAGAGGGCUGAGCAUUCCCAGAAAAUGUACGAUCACUUAAGAAAUACUGUAAAGCAGAUGGAAGAACGAAACUUUGAACUUGAGGCUAAGUUUGCUGAGCUUACUCGAAUCAAUUUUGAGGCACAGAAAGUGGAACAGACAUUAAGGGAUGAUCUUGCGAACAGUGUAAGUAAAGCAGUGUCUGAUGCAGAUAGAAGAAGAAUCAUGGAGUUGGAAAAGAGUGAAGCAGAACUUAAAAUUGAGGUCUCAAAGCUUCGUAAUCUUUCUGAUAUUGCUAAAAUGCAAGUCUCAACAUUAGUUGCCCGUCAGCAGUCAAGAGAAAAAGAAGUGGAAUCUCUCCGAAAGCAAGUUUUAGAUUACCAGGAUCAAACCGACGAAAAAGCACUAAUUGCCACAUUGCAUCAGCAAAUCGUAGCACUUCAAAUCAGUGAAUCUACAGCUGUUGGCAAGUUGGAAGGCACAACAGCAAAACUCCUUAAAAUGGAGGCUUACAAUUUAAGAUUGGAACAGAAGUUAGAUGAUAAAGAGCAGACAUUGUACUAUGCCCGUCUGGAAGGAAGAAACCGAGCCAAACAUCUCCGUCAAACUAUUCAGUCCUUGCGGCGACAGUUUAGUGGUGCUCUGCCAUUGGCACAGCAGGAGAAAUUCUCCAAAACAAUGAUGCAGCUGCAGAAUGGCAAGAUGAAAACUAUUCAUGAAAUGGAACUUGUUCAACAGCAGCGUAGAGAUGCAGAGACGCGUGCUCUGGAGAUGGAAUUGAAGCUCAAAGGCUUAGAGGAGUUAAUUGGCACGCUAAAGGAUGCCAGGGGAGCUCAAAAGGUAACAGAAUGGCACAAGAGAAUGGAAGAAUUGCGUCUUCAGGACUUGAAACUGACUCGUGAAUUAAGCCAAAGGAAGGAGGAGAUUAAAUAUUUAAAUAACAUUAUAUCUGAACAAGAACGCACAAUAAGCACAUUGGAGGAAGAAAUUGUUCAACAAGGAAAAUUUCAUGAAGAACGUCAAAUGGCAUGGGAUCAAAGAGAAGUUGAAUUGGAACGUCAGCUAGAUAUGUAUGAACAUCAACAGAAUGAAGUACUCAGUACUGCUCGGAAGUUUGAAGAGGCUACAGGAGCAGUGCCAGACUCUAGUCUUCCACUUCCUCAACAACUUGAGAUAGCAUUGAGAAAAAUAAAGGAGCAUGUGCGAACCAUUUUGGAAACUAAAGCUGCUUGUAAAACCUUAGAAGAGAAACUUAAAGAAAAGGGAGCUCUUUUGUGGACAUCAGAACAAAAUGUUUUAAGCCGAGACAAGGUGAUCAAUGAAUUAAGACUUAUGCUGCCUGCAACAACUGAAAGAGAGAAGCUUCUGUCUGACCUUCAAGAAAAAGAUGAUAAUUCCGAACAACGCAAAGCUUUGAAAGUUGCUCAUCAAACUAUUGCAAACAUGCAAGCUAGACUGAAUCAAAAGGAUGAAGUACUGAAAAAGUACCAACACCUACUGGCAAAAGCAAGAGAGGAACAAGAAGAUAUUGCAAAAAAGCAUGCAGAAGACCUCAAAGUUUUGUAUAAAAAGUUGGAUCUUUAUUCUGACACAUCUCUCAAUAAAUUUAAAGAAACUGCCCUGGAGCUGAUGAAGAAACCCUCUUUACAAGUCCCAACGGGUGCUCAUUUGAUGCGGCUGGCUGAAAUGGAACAGACAGUGGCAGAACAAGACAACUCACUGGCUGCACUUUCUAGUAAAUUAAAGAAAACAGCAGCAGAAUUGGACAAGCAAAAACAAAUCACCAUGGCAAAAGUGAAUGAGUUUGAAAACAUUAAAGCUAGACUUGAAGAAAAUUAUACUCUAGAAAUAAAAAGGUGGAAAAAUGAAGCAGAAGAAAUUAAAAAUCGACUGUCAGAGAUGGAGAAAGAAGUACAGUAUCUGAACAAUGAACUUGAUACCCAGAAGGAAGCAAAUACCAGAGCCCCUACAGCAACAUUAAAGAAUCUAGUGGAACGUUUAAAAAACCAAUUGGCCUUGAAAGAGAAGCAGCAAAAGGCAUUAAGUAAAGCUCUUCUGGCUCUCCGAGCAGAGAUGACAUCGCAUGCUGAAGAGCAAAUUCUAGCUUCUGCAGCACAAAAGGAAGAAAAUGUAAAUGUUCAGCAAAUUGUUGACAAACAUACCAAAGCUUUGAAGGCUCAAAUUGAAGAUUUAAAUGAACAGCCAACUAAAUUAAAGGAAACCCUUAAAAGUAGCAAAACAAGAGAGCACUCCCUCACAGAAGACCGAAACUUAAACCAAGAGCUGAAAGGAAAAACGAAAGCUAUUAACAAACUGCAGAAAGACAAAGAUGAAGUGGAUAUAGAAAAUGAAGAAUUGAAAAAAAAGAUAAAGCGUCUAACUAACAGCAUUCAGAAUAAACCGGAUUUAGACAAUAAAUCAAGUUUAACUGAAGAACUUCAGAAAAAGAUUAAAAAGCUAGAACAAGAGCUAGAGAAAAAACCUGAAAAAACAGAACGAAAGUCUGUUCGAGAUGAUAAAAACUGUAAGGAAGAGCUUAUUAGAUGGGAAGAAGGUAAAAAAUGGCAAAACAAAUUGGAAGGAUUAAAAAGCAAGCUGAGAGAAAAGGACAAAGAAAUUGAUUCUUUAACAAAACAGUUAACAACACUAAAGGAGCUGUAUUCCAAAUCUGAUCAAGAAAAACUGCUAUUACAAAAGAAACUGAAAUCUCGUGGUGUUACUGCUGAUCAAGUGAUAGGAGUAAGAACUGUGGAAUCUGAAAGAGAAAUAGAGCACUUUAAAAAAAAGAAUCAAGAAUUAGAAAGUCAGAUUUCUCAUAUGAGGUCUAAACAAGCUUUACCUCGAGAUUCUUUAGUAGAUGACUUGCAUUUAAAAAAUCAAUAUUUGCAAGAGAAGCUUCAUGCACUGGAGAAGCAACUUUCAAAAGAACCUCUUUCUAGACCCUCAACUUCUGGAGUAGAAUCAGAUGAUCAAUACACAAAAGACAUGGAUCUCCAAAAAGAAAAUUUGAGACUAGCAUCUGAAAAUGUUGAAUUGCAUUUUCAAUUGGAGCAAGCAAAUAGAGAUUUACCCCGAUUAAAGGAUCAAAUAACUGACUUAAAAGAAAUGUGUGACCUUCUCAAAAAAGAUAAGGCAGAGAUUGAACGCAGACUUCGUGGGUCUGGACGAAGUGGAAAGACUAUUCCAGAACUGGAGAAAACAAUUGCUUUGAUGAAGAAGGUGGUUGAGCGGGUGCAGAAAGAGAAUGAUGAACUUAAAAAAGCACCAGGAGUUAUGUCUAACGAAAAAUUAUCAAACCUUGAAACUGAAAAUGAAAGGCUAAAGGCUGAAAUAGAAAAGCUACAGCUGCAUGUGGGUGGACAGCUAAGUAUGAGAUAUGAAGCUAAGACAAAAGGCAUGGAAAAAGUAAUUGCAGAAAAUGAAAGACUUAGGAAUGAACUGAAGAUGGAAAUGGAGAAAUCAGAAAAACUUAGGAUAGCCAAAAGAAAUUUGGAAGUUCUUAAUGAAAAGCUUACAACAGAUCUAAAAGAAACUAGAUGCAGUUUGAACCUUGCGGAAAGCAGAGGCCCCCAUUUGGCAGGCUUAGACACAAAAGCAUGGAAAUCAGUUGUUGUAAGCAAGAAAUAUGAAACAAAAGUCAAGGAAUUGGAAGUGGAGCUUAAAAAGAAAAAUGAUACUAUUGCUGACCAGAAAAAACUACUGAAGGAAGCAGCUGUGCAAGAGCAGAAAGCUGAAAAAACUAUAAGAAGGCUAAAUGAGGAAGUAGAGCUACUGAAACACUUCCCUGAUGAUGCCAAGAACGAAGGAGGACUCACUAGAGAAUUUCAAAUACUCAGAUUAGCCUGUAAGCGGCUAGAAAAUGAAAAAGAGGAGUUAAUUCACCAGAUGGAAACCUACAGAAAGCGAAUGGGUGCGUCUACACAUGAAUUAAGUGCAUCAGGAUAUGAUGAAUUACUUGAAAAGGGAAGGAAUCAUGACAAGUUGGAAAUGGAAGUUGUUGAACUAAAAACACAUUUGAAAACUUCAGAUUUGGAGAAGGAACAUUUGAAGGAUGAAAUCAGAAGGAUGAAAAGGGAGCUUGAAAACUUUGACCCUGCAUUUUUUGAGGAAAUUGAAGAUCUCAAAUAUAACUAUAAUGAAGAAGUGAAAAAGAAUAUAAUUCUAGAAGAAAAGCUGAAGGCACUUUCAGAACAGUUUGGAGUUCACAUGGAUAUUCCACCAAAUAUUGAUUGAAGCAAAUUUCUUCAGAAAUAGCAAUUGAAAUUCAUUUCUCCAACAUAGGUGU
This is a messenger RNA of Bombina bombina (fire-bellied toad), 7891 nucleotides long. It is a transcript of the gene CEP290, whose product is annotated as centrosomal protein 290. The record is from RefSeq and is a predicted model, not a curated record. Lineage: Eukaryota; Metazoa; Chordata; Amphibia; Anura; Bombinatoridae. Gene Ontology annotation, biological process: kidney development; camera-type eye development.